AUGUGUCUGAUUUUAACUACUGCAUUUCUAGAAGCUGAGAAUAAUAUAAAUACAUCUGAACCACCACAUUUCUUUGUUGUGGAUUGUGGGCUUUGCUUCUUCCUGUUUUCAGUUGGUGUUGAACAGAAAAUGGUUGAGGAUCAAGGAAAUUCUGAGGAAAGGAAAUCUCCUUGUAUAUCAGAUGUGGAUCCGAGGGCGUGUUCUUCAUCAAAAGAAGGGAAAGGGAAGCGAUUGUGGAAGAAGGUGAAGUACCAAUUAGAGGAGUACCAUUCGUUGCCUGGAUAUUUGAAGGACAAUGAAUAUAUUCUCCGUCAUUAUAGAUCUGAAUGGCCACUGAGGCAGACCUUGCUCAGCAUUUUCACUAUUCACAAUGAGACCCUCAAUGUUUGGACGCAUUUGUUAGGGUUCUUCCUGUUCCUUUGUUUGACCAUUUACACUGCUAUGAAGGCUCCAAAGGUGGUGGACCUCCCUACCCUACAAAAUUUGCCUGAAGUGUUGAGGAAAGCGGAUUUUCACAAAUUGCAGAUGGAACUUAGAACUUGCCUCCCAUCAUUGCCAAACAUGCCUGAUUUGCAGAGAUUUCAGCAGGAGUUGAAGACUUCAUUGCCUUCCAUGGAUUAUCUACCAUCCUUAUCUAAUUGGUAUAUCGUCGAACUCCUCUAUAACUGCUUGCCGGAGCAUUUUUCCAACAGCAAUCACACUGACGUGUGUGUUCUGCAUAGCAUGAAGGAGGAUGUUGCAAACAUAAUAGCACCACUGAUGGUGAGGCCAAUUACGCGAUGGCCAUUCUUCGCCUUCUUGGGUGGAGCCAUGUUUUGCUUGUUAUCAAGCAGUGCUUGUCACUUGCUUUCUUGUCAUUCUGAGCGCCUUUCUUACAUUAUGCUUAGAGUCGACUAUGCUGGGAUUGCUGCACUAAUUGCAACUUCCUUUUAUCCUCUUGUCUACUAUUCUUUCAUGUGCUAUCCUGUCUUCUGCAAUCUCUACAUUGGAUUCAUUACUCUUCUGGGUAUUGGUACGAUUUUGGUUUCUCUUCUUCCCGUAUUCCAAACGCCCGAAUAUCGUGGGUUUCGAGCAUCUCUCUUCUUUGGGAUGGGCAUAUCUGGUGUAGCUCCUAUUUUGCACAAGCUCAUCCUAUUUUGGCACCAACCCGAGGCACUCCAUACGACGGGUUACGAAGUUUUGAUGGGGGCAUUUUAUGGUAUUGGAGCACUAGUUUAUGCCACCAGAGUUCCGGAGAGGUGGAUGCCCGGAAAGUUUGAUAUUGCAGGGCACAGCCACCAACUUUUUCAUGUUCUUGUGGUUGCCGGAGCUUACACGCAUUACCAUGCAGGGGUCAUUUAUCUGAGGUGGCGAGAUGUGCACGGAUGUUGA
Molecule: messenger RNA, 1371 nt
Organism: Fraxinus pennsylvanica
Lineage: Eukaryota; Viridiplantae; Streptophyta; Magnoliopsida; Lamiales; Oleaceae
Source: the annotation of a GenBank genome assembly